UUUAAAGUAUUCUUGCCAUGAAUGUUUACUUUUUUUUCUCUAUAAUCUAGUAAGCUAUGACUUGAUAACAUUUUAGUCCGGUUUUUUAUUUCAAUUAUCAUAAAUUUUAAAUACUAUUUCAAUAGAUCAAAUUUACGGUUUUUAAUAAUCUUUUAUUAUGUCUCGACGUUAUACUGUAAUAAGCUCUCGAUUGAUAUCACAAUUUCGUAUCCAACGCUCCGAUUGUGUUCACCCAACUGUUCAGAAGAAACUUCACGAUCCAAAUGCAUGUGUUGUAAGAGAUAAAGGACUAGUACUUGGAGUAUAUUAUAAUGAACACGUCGAAGGCGAAGGCGCCAUUUUAACAGCAAGUGCACAGAAAUUUGAUAAAGAAACCCACGGCAAACUUUGGAGGCAACUCAAACUAGCACCAAUACCGAAACUCGGGGAGCAUAGAAUAUUUUAUGACUUAGACUCAAGAUACGCAUACGUAGCUGUUGCCGGACUAGGUACAGAAUGUUUAGCUUAUAAUGAUGUAGAAAAAUUAGACGAAAGUAAAGAAGCUAUACGUAUCGCUGCAGGGGUAGGGGCCCAUGCUUUAAAAAAACUUCAUCCGUCAUCAAUACAUGUAGAGUCAUUCGGCAAUGCCGAAGCUGCGGCUGAGGGAUCAAACUUAGCUAUCUGGCAAUUUCAAGAGUAUAAAUCACGUGAAAAGCAACCGAUGAUGACAACUACAAAUGUAGAGUUAUUUGACGAUUGUGACGCCUUCGGGUGGAAUGUGGGGAGAUUAAAAGCCGAAUCCCAAAAUUUAGCCAGAUAUCUCCAAGAAAUGCCACCAAAUAUUUUAACGCCGACGGCUUUUGCAAAGACUGCAGUUGAUCUUCUUUGUGAAUUAGAUAUAAAUGUUGAGGUGAAAACGCAAGGUUGGGCUGCCAGUCAUGAAAUGGGCGGAUUUGUUGCUAUUGGUAAAUCAUCCAUUCAACCACCCCUAUAUGUCGAGAUAAGUUAUUACGGAACGGAUGAAUGUGUACGCCCCAUUGUUUUGAUUGGAAAAGGUGUAACCUUUGACAGUGGCAGUUUAGAUUUAAAACCCCGAAACGAAUUACAGUAUAUGAAAGGAGAUAUGGCUGGAGCAGCUUGUGUUCUUGCAAUAACGAGAGCAGCAGCACUUCUCAAGUUACCUGUCAAUAUUCGCGGAGUCUUACCUUUAUGCGAAUUAAUGCCAAACGGUAAGAGUCCUAAAUUUGGUGAUGUUGUUAAAUCUGCAAAUGGAAAAUCAAUUCAUAUAAGAAUGCCAUCCCGAGAAGGUCGCCUUUUGGUUGCAGAUAGUUUAGUUUAUUCUCGAAAUUAUUGGCCAAAAUUCAUCGUUGAUAUAGGCACAAUGUCCGAAGAAUUAAUAGAAGCACUCGAUGGCGCUGCCUGUGCUUGUUAUACAAAUUCUGAAGAGCUUUUUCAUUAUUUAGAAUCAGCUAGCAGCCUGACAGGUGAUAGAGUAUGGCGGAUGCCACUAUGGAAUAUUUACGAGCAGCGUAUUAAAGAUUGUCAGGUUGCCGACGUGGCAAACACUGGAAGGCACAUCUUCGGAGAUUCGCCAAAUUGUGCGGCAUUUUUAAAACAAUUUGUUUGCGACAGCAAAUGGAUUCACUUAGAUACCUAUAACGUGGCUUAUACCAAAGGAAGGGAUUUUCCUUAUCUCCGUCGCGGCAUGACCGGGCGUCCGACACGCACUGUUAUUGAACUUAUGUACCAAAUGUUAACUGAUUCAAAGUUGUAAUUUGCAUAAGUAUAAAAUUAUUAUACAAAAUGCAUGUUGUGGAAUAUUCUUUUAAAUUUGUAUUGAAUUUAACGAAUAAAUUUCUUAACCACUAA
Molecule: messenger RNA, 1848 nt
Organism: Leptidea sinapis
Lineage: Eukaryota; Metazoa; Arthropoda; Insecta; Lepidoptera; Pieridae
Gene: S-Lap
Product: cytosol aminopeptidase-like
Exons: 1
Coding region: 158-1753 (531 amino acids)
Biological process (GO): proteolysis
Cellular component (GO): cytoplasm
Molecular function (GO): manganese ion binding; metalloaminopeptidase activity
Source: RefSeq, a predicted model, not a curated record